CCGAGCGAGUUGUUGAUCAGACGCGGCCACUCGGCGUUGUUGAUCGGUACUUAGUUGUAGCUUUAUUUGUAACUUCAUUUGAGGCUUUCGUGACUCCACGAAUCCAUACUCUUUGGUUAUUUCGGUAGAGGCACGUAGGUAGAAAAAGUAAAAUAAAGCAGAAAAUAAUAUAUUACGACGUAUCGUUCGUGGCCGCUUGCGUUGCGAACGAAACGUGAUAAAUAAUAUUUUUGUUUAUUUUAUUUUUCUACCUACGUUCCUUUACCGAAAUAACCAAAGGAAGUGUAGCUUUGUAAUUUAAGGUGUAAAAAAAAAGAAUCUGUUAAAGAGUGAGGCGGUAGGGCGAGUUUUAUCGUCGUUCCUUUGAAUCUAUUUCGUCGAUUAGGGCCUUUUGCGAGGUUGUUUAAUAGUUUUUUUUCUUGCUAGGUGGUUUUUCUUAGCUUUGUGUUUAAAAUACGCCUGUGCCGAAAUGACGACCGAGAUGCUGACCCCGCUAUCCAAGAGCAGCUUGCGUGUCCGCCCGAACGGGAAUAAUUUGAAAACAUCCAAGAAAGAUAAAAAGGUGAACGGGACCAACAAGGACGAGAUCAAGGAGGACUUCAUUGCUUUGAAGGUUUCGAGAGACUUCAAGACGGAGCUGCGGAAGGUGGUGAAGAAACAUAAUAACAAGAUGCUCCGCCUAAAAAACUGUCCCAACUUCCCAUUCACGGUGUGCGGCCAAGAGGGAACCAACUACAGGAAUAUGACUUCGAUGAUGGACGCCUGGAACAGCCUGUUUCUGGACAAGGAGCAGGACAUGACGGUGAUCGGCUGCUUGGACAACGUGCCAUCGUUGGCAUUGGGUCUGCAGUGGGUCGUGCUGGUGACGGAGGACGGUGCCGUGUACGGCUACGAGAAUGAGUGCAUGUGCAGGUUGGCGAGUAGUGUUAGGGACCUCUUCCUGGAGGGCCCUCGGUUUGGUGGGAAAAUGUACGAAAUGGACUUGAGUGACAUCCCACAGGAUUCUAAGGAGUUUGAUAAAGCUUGCCAAGACUUGGGCAUUCAAUCAAGAGAUCCUGAGGUUGAGAAAUACAUGACAAGUUUAGAAAGUACAUUUGGUGAAAUGGAAGAUUUCUUUGCGUCAUUGUGAAUCUGAUUGAAACGACGUUCUAUGCUUCUGACUGACUGUAACCAUGAGAAGAUAGACACAGCCAUCGCAUCUGUUUUCUGUCACCAUGCAAUAAGCAGAAUUUCAGCCAUCUCCGAAUAGAUACAACUCGUGGAAACGUGUCGAAGUUAAAACAAAGUCUGCCGAACGUCGCUGCCUGUCAAAACAAACAUUGCGACGUGUUUAUCACCGAUCGUCGGCAAGCUGCAACACGACCUUGCGUGGAAGAGACGCCUGCAUUUAACCUCAAUAAUAUGCUCUUUAUUCAGGAUUGCGUUCGUCACGAUUUGAUGCACUUUUCAACACAACAUAUUUGGCCAUACUUUUUGUGUCGGAGGAAAAUGGGACGAAACUAUCCAUGGUCGACCUAUACAGUCUUUAAUGUGGAUAAUUUUAGUUUUUGCUCACGUUUGCACAUUCUCCAGUUUACUGGGCUUUCUUGUAACCGCUGGUUGUAAAAUAUCUACUUGGCCAUGGACCUUACCAUCUGAAAUAAAGUCUGACUGUCCUUAAUAUCUUUAUAUAGUUUUGAAUAUGCGGUGCUCAACCAGAAUUAAUGCGCCUUUGGAAAAACGCCUGUUCCUUCGCGCUAAUUCUGGCGAGUGUUUUUUUUGGGGUCUUCUCACCCAUGGGGUUUUACCCCGUUCUGAUUUUUCUCCGACACAUUACGGCCAAUUGCAUUGUGUCCUUGUUUGACCUGUGGGCUGGUGGGCUGGUGGCCAGGUGCGCACGAGGUGGCUCGCGUGCUCAACAAAAGAAAAAAUGGAUUAGCAUUUUGACUGCUCACAGCGCGGGGCCAGAGGGUGAUGGGCAAUGGGGGGGGCCCAUGCCCUUUGUUGGAGGAAAUUGGUGAGUGGAUGUCACCCAGAGCAGGUGUUUACAGUGUUGAUGGGCUGUGUUAUUUUGUUGCACUAACCAGAGGGAGACAUUGAAGACCAGUAUCCCCGUGCUGUCGAGAUAAAAUCGAGCAAUAUGCCUGAAUUAUACUCUGGGGAAAAAAAUAAUCGAAUACUGUGACAGGUGCUUUGAGACUAGGGCUCUGUUAGAGGUGAUUAAAAUAAAAUUUCUUUACUUUGGCUUUUCAUGACCAAUAGCAUUCACAACUGGGUUUUUUGGGUUGAGUCGUGUAAAAAGUGUUGUAAACCUUCCACCCGAGACGGCCAGUCCGUGAGUGUCAAGUGAACAAGCAUGACGCUUUUAAUAAGUCAUUUUCAUUUAAUACAAGCAUGACGCUUUUAAUAAGUCAUUUUCAUUUAAUAAAAGUGGUGCAGUGAAGCACGUGAUGCUUUUAUGAAACUUGGCAAAUGAAACGUGCUGAAGCAGUAAUGCGCUUUGCACGUGUGUUCACUUGACACUUAGUAAUUGGCUGUGUACCGUUGAGUCUACGCCAGGUUUUUACUUACGAUCUAACCCAAAAACCAAAUUGUGAAACGUAAUAAAAGUUAUCUGAAUGCAUUUAGUGGAUGCUUUUUCUUUUGUAUACACUGUACAUAGUCAUUGUUAGUGUUAUAUGAAUAUUACAUCCAUGUGUACAGGAAAUGACUUCAUUUUUAUUUUGCAGAUGAAUAAAAUUUGCAAAAAUGU
This is a messenger RNA of Petromyzon marinus (sea lamprey), 2731 nucleotides long. RefSeq lists its product as uncharacterized. The record is from RefSeq and is a predicted model, not a curated record. NCBI's taxonomy places the organism in Eukaryota, Metazoa, Chordata, Hyperoartia, Petromyzontiformes, Petromyzontidae.